Messenger RNA from Papilio machaon (common yellow swallowtail), 765 nucleotides. Its product is annotated as transmembrane protein 223. Gene Ontology annotation, cellular component: mitochondrion. Lineage: Eukaryota; Metazoa; Arthropoda; Insecta; Lepidoptera; Papilionidae. Gene Ontology annotation, biological process: nervous system development. Bases 60 to 737 code for a protein of 225 amino acids. The transcript has 2 exons. The record is from RefSeq and is a predicted model, not a curated record.
GAGGUUAUGAAUAUAGAAAAUAAAAAGUUUACAUUAAGCUUAAGUGUUAUAAAAUAAGAAUGUCGUUAAUAUCAUUUGCUAGUACAAUUUUAAAACGAAGCAUUACUUUCCGCUCAUUUCCUAGAUGUAACAAUUUAAGUCAUGUAACACGGAAUUCGUCUUAUAGUUCAGUAACAACAAAAACUAUUCAUGAUGUGAAUACCAAAGUUGCAAGGGACGUUAUAUUAUUUAAAUAUGAGAAUCCGAAGUUUUUUAAAUAUAUGAACGUGUUUGCUAUCGUUCAGUAUAUGUUUUGGACAUAUCUUGGUAUAUUUGCGUUUAAAUCUUUGAGGGAUGCACCGGUUGACAAGUCAAUGAUUACAGACGAAACUCCUUGGUUUAGAAGAAUAAACCUCGGUGAAAAUAAGUACAGAAAUACUUUAGGAGCUGUUGCUUUACUUAUUGGUACUGGAUCAUUGGGUAUGGUUUGGAUGUACACUUUGAAGUCAGUCAGAUAUUUGAUACUAAACAAAGGUGGCCAGCAUUUAACCUUUGUAACGUACGGUCCAUUUGGUAAGAACCGCAUGAUGAAGGUACCCAUAGAAAAUGUCUGUUGCAAAGAGAACAGGACAAUGGCCAAAGUUCAACUUCCGAUUAAAGUGAAGAACACUAUGAUGCAUUAUAUGUUGGACAUGCGUGGAGAGUUUAAAAAUCCCCUCUUGUUUGAUAGCACUGCGGGAUUGUCUAGGAAAUGGUGAUGAAGCAAAUAUACUAUGAGUCUAAGCA